Messenger RNA from Juglans regia (Persian walnut), 2657 nucleotides. Its product is annotated as pentatricopeptide repeat-containing protein At4g21300. Bases 77 to 2629 code for a protein of 850 amino acids. Lineage: Eukaryota; Viridiplantae; Streptophyta; Magnoliopsida; Fagales; Juglandaceae. The record is from RefSeq and is a predicted model, not a curated record. The transcript has a single exon. Gene Ontology annotation, biological process: RNA modification. Gene Ontology annotation, molecular function: RNA binding; protein binding.
CAUAAUCCUUACAAAAUACCAACAUUAUGCACUGGCAAAUGCCGCAUGCAAAUAUGCUUGAUUCUGUUUCAGAAAAAUGCGCCUCAAAAUUCAAAUUCCUGUUUUCAAUUCAAUCCACACACGUUUUACCCGAACUUCACCUAUCAAGCUUGUACAUGCCAACUGCAACAACUUCAAACAUUCAUUUCGGUCGUACCCAAACAUCGAACAGGCUUUCGCAUGCCAAUUGGCGUCGAUCUUGCAAGCUUGUUCUGGCCCUUCUGUGCUUCGUCAUGGUAAGCAAGUUCAUGCCCAGAUCAUUGUCAGUGGAAUUGGCAACCACGGCCUUCUGGGUGGCAGGGUUUUGGGUAUGUACAUUCUUUGUGGGAGCUUUAUGGAUGCGAAGAAUAUGUUCUAUAGGCUUGAACUCAGGUCCUCUUCUUUGCCAUGGAACUGGAUGAUUAGAGGGUUUACAGUACUGGGUCGGUUUGAUUUUGCCUUGUUAUUUUACUUUAAGAUGUUGGGUUAUGGAACUUCUCCUGAUAAAUAUACUUUUCCCUAUGUGAUUAAGGCUUGUAUUGGUUUGAAUAAUGUAAAUUUGGGUAAGUUGGUUCACGGAACAAUUCAGUUGAUGGGCUUUGAGUUGGACGUGUUUGUGGGUAGUUCUUUGAUCAAAAUGUAUGCGGAGAAUGAUUGUAUUAAUGAUGCGCGCUGUUUGUUUGAUAGAAUUCCACAUAAAGAUGGUGUUCUAUGUAAUGUCAUGCUUAAUGGUUAUGUAAAAACUGGAGAUACUAGUAGUGCUCUAAAAAUGUUUUUGGAAAUGAGAAAUAGUGAAAUUAGGCCCAAUUCCGUGACUUUUGCUUGUAUAAUAUCAGUUUGUGCCUCGGAAGCAAUGAUUGGUUUCGGUACCCAGCUUCAUGGACUUGUCGUCAGGUGUGGGUUAGAGCUGGAAUCUUCCGUGGCAAACACAUUGUUAGCUAUGUAUUCAAAAUGCCAGUAUUUGUUUGAUGCAUGUAAGUUGUUUGAUAUGAUACCGCAAACUGAUUUGGUGACAUGGAAUGGAAUGAUUUCUGGAUUUGUACAAAAUGGGUUUAUGCGUGAGGCUUCAAAUUUGUUUCGUGAGAUGAUAUCUGUUAGUGUCAAACCAGACUCGAUCACCUUUGCAAGCUUCCUUCCAUCAGUUACUGAAAUUGCAGGUCUCAAACAAGGUAAGGAAAUUCAUGGUUACAUGGUAAGACACGGUGUGCCUUUGGAUCUAUUUGUGAAGAGUGCACUUAUAGAUAUUUACUUUAAGUGCAGGGAUGUGGGGAUGGCACGCAAGGUUUUUGGCCAAAGCAACACAGUUGAUGUCAUCGUGUGCACAGCUAUGAUUUCAGGUUUUGUGCUUAAUGGAAUUAAUAGUGAUGCUUUGGAAAUUUUCAGAUGGUUACUAAAAGAAAAGAUGAGACCAAAUUCUGUUACCCUGGCAAGUGUUCUGCCUGCUUGUGCUGCUUUGGCUGCUCUGAAAUUGGGGAAGGAAUUGCAUUGUAACAUCCUCAAGAAUGGGCUUGAUGGAAGGUGUCAUGUGGGAAGUGCAAUUACAGAUAUGUAUGCAAAAUGUGGACGAUUGGAUCUUGCUCAUCAUAUCUUUGACAGAAUGUCCCAAAGGGAUACUGUUUGUUGGAAUGUAAUGAUCACAAGUUGUUCCCAGAAUAGCGAGCCAGAAGAAGCAAUUCAACUUUUUCGUCAAAUGGGGAUUGAAGGAACCAAGUUCGAUUGUGUGAGCAUAUCAGCUGCUCUAUCUGCAUGUGCAAACUUACCAUCACUCCAAUAUGGAAAAGAGAUCCAUGGUUUCAUGGUUAAAGGGACAUUCAGCUCUGAUCUUUUUUCCGAGAGUGCACUGAUAGACAUGUAUGCUAAAUGUGGAAACUUGGAUUCUGCAUGCCUUGUGUUUAACAUGAUGGGAGAGAAGAAUGAAGUCUCAUGGAAUAGCAUAAUUUCUGCUUAUGGGAACCAUGGUUGCCUUAAGGACUGUCUCCGUUUGUUCAACAGAAUGUUGGAAAAUGGGAUUUUGCCUGAUCAUGUCACCUUUCUUGCUAUAAUAUCUGCUUGUGGUCAUGCAGGCCAAAUUGAUAAUGGAGCUCGCUAUUUCUAUUCCAUGACGAAGGAAUAUGGGCUCCCAGCACGGAUGGAGCAUUAUGCAUGCAUGGUGGACUUGUUUGGGCGUGCUGGUCGGCUGAAUGAAGCAUUUGAAAUUAUAAAAAGUAUUCCAUUCAUUCCGGAUGCUGGUGUUUGGGGGACAUUGCUUGGUGCCUGUCGGGUCCAUGGUAAUGUUGAGCUUGCUGAAAUAGCUUCUAGACAUCUUUUUGACUUAGACCCUCAAAAUUCUGGUUACUAUAUAUUGCUUUCAAAUCUACAUGCUCAUACUGGAGACUGGGGGAAUGUGCUUAAGAUACGUAGUUUAAUGAAAGAAAGACAAGUCCAGAAGGUUCCUGGGUACAGCUGGAUUGACAUCAACAGCACCACUCACAUUUUUGUUGCUGCAGAUGGAAGUCACCCACAGUCUGCUGAGAUAUAUUCAAUACUGAAGAGUCUUCUGCUAGAGCUAAGAAAAGAGGGUUAUGUACCUCAACUUUACCUUCCAAUGCACCCGCAAACAAUGAGCAUGUGAAUACCUGGAAAAAGGUUGAUCAUUUUUA